UCAACGUGUGAGUGAAGGAACACUGGAGUCCAGUUUAAGGCAGCUUCACUGUGACCUUUGACCUCUUAAAGCAUCAUGUGACCUCUCAGAGUGUCUCAGGUAAUCCAGUCUCAGUGUGGACCACCUGGACCAUCAUGAGCGACUCUGACUCUGAUACUCAUCAAUCAAAUGAUGCACUCAGGAUCACCUCCACUGAUUGGCAGGUUGAUUUCUGGCUCCUCCCUCUUCUCCUAAUGUCUCCAACAUAUUUGUACAUUUCAGACAGUUUGCACUCGUUGUGAAUAACAGGAAGUGAAACGAUACCUCUGAUUGGUUCUUAUCUCUGAACACUGACUUUGGUCGCCUCCAUGUUUGAUUGGAUGUGAAAUCAAAGCUGCAGGUCGUUGAUCAGUCUGACAUGUUUUUGGAUCAGACUCCAGUAGCGUCACUUGUCCCGGUGAAUCAUGGGAUAUUAACCCUUGUGUAUCUGCAGUAGAGCACAGGUAGAAACAGGUGGGACUCAAACCGGGUCUCUAUUGAUAUUUAAUCAAAAGUUAAUCUGUGAAGUUUCUCUCAGGUUUCUUUCAGUGUGUUUUAUUUCAGAGUGUUCGAUUCCCUCUGUGACAGCGACCCGCUGCAGCCUGCGCCGCGGCCCGACAGGCAUCCUCCAGCAGCUUAACAAAUAGGAUUAAAGCAAAGAGAAAAAAUCUCCACAGCUCCAAAGUCCCAUCUGCUCACCUGAGAGGGAGCGAGGAGCAGCACGGCCCCCCUCGUCAAGACCAUCGUCCACCCUCCUGGAACAGGAAUCUAACCCUAACCCGUUUGAAAAGUGAUGGCAGGUGGAGCGCUGGAUGGACGGCUGUGAGACGGCGUGCCAGAUGAGCUGAAGACGAGGAACGUCAAACUGAGUGAGUCUGGCUGCUGGACCAACAGAUCUUCAAGGAAAUGUCAGGAGAGAGAGGGAGGAUGGUGCUGUGGGCGUUCGGGGCCCUGCUGCUGUCACCGUACAUCUACACAGACUCAGACGCCUCUGGUGAUUGGAUGGUGGAUUUGGAGGAGCGGUCUAAACUUUUGUCAGACUCCGAUCAGCUUCUUUACCGACGCCACACGGCGUUAUCUCGUAGGAAACGAGACGUUCUGUUUCCCAGCGGAGUCAAGAUGUGCACUCAGGAGACCGUGGACCAGGCGGUCGCCAACCACCUCAACUACUUCCACCUGAGAGUGUGUCAGGAGACCGUGUGGGAGGCCUAUAAGAUCUUUUGGGACCGCCUCCCCGAGCGUGAUGAGUAUCAGGAUUGGGUGAGUCGCUGUAUGGACGGAUCAAUAAGCGCCAUGGACAUCGGGAGCUUCUUCAGCCAAUCAGAGGAGCACGCUGACCUCAUUAGGAGUAGAGUGGGGAAGGUGGCCGAGAUGAGCAGUGUGCCCAUCACCUCAGGCCCGCCUCCAUGCAGCUCUGAAACACAAACUGAAGACACGAGAGGAGGAGCUCUAAGUGAAGCAGGGGAAGAAGAGAUCUUGGACCUUCCUCCAGGCUUUGGCCUGACAGCUUGGACUCCGCCCUUCUCUCCAUCUGAAGGACCAAUAACAUCGUCUCCUGAUGAACCCGUAGAUCUGACCGCUGUUCCUGCGGCCGCCGUCGGCUCUGUCGUGGUCAUGGAGGAAGAGGAGGGAGACAUAAGAGUCCCAGAAACAUCAGACGACAAGGUUUCAGUGUACGAAGGGAUGGUCCCUGAAGAUGUGGGGGUUCUGAGUCCUGAUGGGAUCAAGGAAGCAACUCCUGAAGGGGAGGAGCCUCCAUCAGAGGUCGCUGUGAAAGAGGUUGUCACUCAAGCUGCUGUGGUGGUUCUUCUUAAACCCACCAGAUUCCCUGAUUCUGAGUCGGUCACAGCUGCAGUGUCAGGUCAGCCGGUGUCUCCCAAACCUGCUGCUGAAGCUCCAGCUGAAGGCGUGACCAAGCUGUGGACCGAGGAGCGAGCUGAAGAUGGUCAGACCUCUGGGAAACAGGAGGACCAAUCAGAUGUUUCUGAAGCUGCUGAAGAGACGACAGUGACUGAUGUGGACCAGCUGGAUGAGAAUGUCAUUGAUGAGACGGCAGAGGAGGACAUGGAAGAAGAAGAAGAAGAAGAAGAAGAAGAAGAACCUCUUCAAGAAACAGUAAUCACUUAUGAAGGACCGCUAACACCAGCUGACGACACAGACGAGACCAAGCAGGCUCCAGGAGAACCCACUGAAGGAGUAGAACCAGCUGAGACACCAGGAGAACCAGCAGAGGUAGGAGAACCAGCUGAGACACCAGGAGAACCAGCAGAGACACCAGGAGAACCCACUGAAGGAGUAGAACCUGCUGAGACACCAGGAGAUCCCACUGAAGGAGUAGAAUCAGCUGAGACUCCAGGAGAACCCACUGAAGGAGUAGAAUCAACUGAGACUCCAGGAGAACCCACUGAGACAACAGGAGAACCCACUGAAGGAGUAGAAUCAGCUGAGACUCCAGGAGAACCCACUGAAGGAGUAGAACCAGCUGAGACACCAGGAGAACCCACUGAAGGAGUAGAAUCAGCUGAGACUCCAGGAGAACCCACUGAAGGAGUAGAACCAGCUGAGACUCCAGGAGAACUCACUGAAGGAGUAGAACCAGCUGAGACACCAGGAGAACCCACUGAAGGAGUAGAAUCAGCUGAGACUCCAGGAGAACCCACUGAAGGAGGAGAACCAACUGAGACACCAGGAGAACCCACUGAAGGAGGAGAACCAGCUGAGACACCAGGAGAACCCACUGAAGGAGGAGAACCAGCUGAGACGCCAGGAGAACCUGAAGAAGAAGAGGGAGUGGAUGUUACUGAACCUGCAGAGGAGGCGGUUACAGAACCAGAGUCUGAAGGAGAGACUGUAGAGACUGUGGAGCCGAAAGAACCAGAACCUGAAACAGAACAUGUGAGAGAACCUCCAACAGAGACAGAACACACAGAUGAACCAGAAGUUUUGACCAAUGAGGAGAAAGCAGAUUCUGCCGUACCAUCUGAGGAGAAAUCCCAGGAAGUAGAAAGUUUCAAACCAGAUGCAGCCGAAGUUUUCAUCCCAGAGACUCAUCCAGAGUCUGAUGAAGACCUCACCCCAGUCGUCAUAGUGGUUCCUGAGGACUCAGAGGGAUUACUUCCUGAGACUGAGGAGGAGGAAACACCUGAACCACAGGUAAAGCUGGAACAUCCAGAACCCUCAGAGGAAGUACUACCACCAGAGAGCAGCGAGGAGGAGCCAACACAGGAAGCUGAAUGGUUCUCCCAGGCUCCAAGUGAAGACAGGACUCGUGUUGAUCCAGAGACCGAUGUGGGAGGAGCUGAACCUGUCCAGGAGGUCACAUCUGAUGAAGGUGGAGUGCAAAGUGUCCAUGUUGUCUCAGAGAGCAUCUCUUCUGAUGACGAUAACGAGAUCCUGACCGAGGCUCCUACAGACGACGCGUCUCUUCAUGAAGUCACUCCGGAUGCCCUACCAGAAGAGCCCACCCCCGGGGUCUCUGAGGAGCUGACCACCAGGAACAUCGUGGAGGACGAUGCCAGCAACCCUGAGCUGACCGACGAGGUGGACCAAGACUUACUGGGAAACAACGGCUUUGGACUGGAGCAAGAGACAGCCAGCUCUAUUGGAAACGAGAUCGACAACACCAUGCUGUGGCCCCCUCGACUUCUGAAGGACCACGUGGUGGACCUGAGCAUCAAGCUGAGAGGAGAAACAUACCACGACGCCCUGAGAGACCCAGGCAGCUUCCAGUACCAGCAGCUAGCCAGACACUUCACACGCAGGGUCGAAGACGCCUUCGAGAGGCUGCCAGGCUUCAAGAAGGUCCAAAUCCUGGAGUUCAGGCCGCAGAAGGACCUGGAGAGGGGUCUGGUGGUCCUGGUUCACUAUGCUCUGACUCUGGAGGUGGACGGCGGUGGCGCCGUCGCCAACGACACGUUAGACUUCAUCUCUCUGCAGAAUACCCUGGUGGAGAAGAACUACCCCACGGCCCCCGAGCAGCCCACCGUGGUCUACACCAUCACCGACUUCAGGAACUACAUCACUGAGGCGCUGCACAAAGACAACUUCAUGAGCAACAGCAGCCUGGGGGCGCAGGAGGAGAACGUGGAGAACUUGUUACCUGAUGUGAAACCGACCAGCCGGACUGACCACGCCCACAACAACAUGGAUAACGUCCUCGCUGCAGAGCGCCCUCCUGACGCUCCGAGUCACGAGCCCGACAGCAGCCCAGUCUUCCUGAAGAAAGAGGACUUCCUGUUUGAUCCCUUGGACCCGUGGAAAGGUGUUCCAAGCGUGGAGGUCAGCGAGAAUGAUGUCUUCAUGUUUGACGAGAGCACGGUUCCUCCCACUGCCGGCGAGCAGAGCGUGGACCUGGAGGCGGCGGCUCCAGAGCAUCCUGUGAAUGUUGAAGAUGAAGGCUUCCUCCUCAACAACGCUGCAGAGGACCAACACCCCCACGGGGACCACAUGCUGAGUCCUGCCGCCCCCCCUCUGCUGGUUAAACCAGACUCUGAGGUGGACCAGGGAUCAGGCUCUGGUUUCUCUGGAGAUGGCCCAGGAUCUGAUGUGUGGUCGUGGCGUGCUGCAGAGGCCUCUGAACUCUCUGAGGACGACGGCGACGGCAGCCUGGAGGUGAUCCCACCCCCAGACCUGGAGGAGACCGAGGACCUGGAGGAGACCAAGGACCUGGAGGCUGCUGGGUCAGAGCCUCUAACCAAUGAGGAGGAGGAUUUUGUGACUCCACCUCUGCAGACAUCACUUCCUGUUUUAAAGGAGUCUGUGCCAGACCAGGGCUUUGCCAAACUGGACCUGAACCAGGUUCUGAUUACACCCCACAUCAGCACUGCCCCUCGAUACUCUACAACCACUGAGGCCCCGGUGUUCUCACCUGAAGGAACCAUGGCAUCAGUGCAGCCUGUGGAGGCGUCUGGUAUCUAUGACGACUACUCUCUUUUAGGACCAGAGACACCCGGGAUCACUGAGGAUCCUGAACCUGAAUUCUGGACUCCUGAGACUCCUGUUUAUGCAGAUCCCACUGAGGGGGCACCAGCAGAGCUUCUGUUAGCAGGAGAGUCUACAGAGGAGAAAGAUGUUCCUGAAGAGGAAACAGAUCCUCCUUCUGACUCUAGUCCAGACCUUGUCCCUGAACAAACACCGGACAGACCAGAGUCUGAGGACCACAACGAGGUGGAGGUUUUGGACGAGCAGCACAUCGGAGUCUCUGAUCCUGAGACGACUCCAGGUCCAACGCUCAUCCAGGACCAGGACUUAAUGGAGGAUGAGGUCAUUGUGGUCACCAUGACAACUGCUGCUCCGCCCCUCGUGUCCUCUGUCGGUUUAGACCACGGCGUCGAACACUCGCCUGAAAAGGACUCACCUUUCACUCGAGUGUCUGAUGCGGCUCCAGAGGACGAGGACCUGGUUCACCAAGAUCCCCCAAACCACGAGGACAACGACAGAGUCCCAGUCAGUCGUCCAAUCACAGACCUCCCUCUUUUGAUCACAAACGACCCUGAAGAUUCUCCUGAGUCACCAGGUGUGAGGGACCAUGAUCUGGUUACCAUGGUGACAGAUUCUCCUGAAACUGAGUCAGAUAACGAGAUUCUCCAAACGUCUUCUACUCAGAGAGUCAACCACACCAGAAUCCACCCGAUGGACUUUGAUUAUCCCGACAUGCCCGCCAUCGACGUCAGCUUCGACGUGUUCCCGUACGGCGUCGGGGGGGCGACGGAGAGCGACAGCAGCGGCUUCUCCAGUGGGACUCAGGGAUCUGAAGGCUACGCCAUGGCAGUACCGACCCCGCCCGCCGGCAGAGACCUGAUGGUGUUCUUCAGGCUCCGUGUGACCAACAUGGCAUUCUCCAUGGACCUUUUCAACAAAAGCUCGUCUGAGUACAAAGCUCUGGAGCAACGCUUCCUCCAGCUGCUCGUCCCCUACCUUCAGUCCAACCUCAACAACUUCCAGAACCUGGAGAUCCUGAACUUCAGGAACGGCAGCAUCGUGGUCAACAGCAGGAUGAGGUUCGGUAAACCGGUCUCCAGUGGGGUCACCAACGUGGUCUACCUCAUCCUGGAGGACUUCGCUAACACGGCCUACCAGACCAUGAACCUCGCCAUCGACAAGUACUCUCUGGAUGUGGAGUCAGGUGAUCGGGCCGACCCGUGUAAGUUCCAGGCGUGUAACGAGUUUUCCAGGUGUAUGGUCAAUCAGUGGUCAGGGGAGGCUGAGUGUGUCUGUGACCCCGGGUACCUAAGUGUGGACGGCCUGCCGUGUCAGAGCGUCUGCGAGGUGCAGAGCGACUUCUGCCUCAACGACGGCAAGUGUGACAUCAUCACAGGCAAGGGCGCCAUCUGCAGGUGUCGUGUUGGGGAGAACUGGUGGUACCGUGGUGAACACUGUGAGGAGUACGUUUCUGAGCCGCUGGUGGUCGGCAUCGCCAUCGUCUCGGUGGUCGGGUUCCUGCUGGUGGCCGGAGGAAUCAUCUUCUUCCUGGCCCGGACGCUGCGAGAGCAGUACGACGGCGAGGACAGCGAGGACCCGCUGAGACGCGGCGACAGUGUGCCCACACUGGAGCGAGCCACCAAGUUUAACCCCAUGUUUGAGAGCGACCAAGUCUCCGCUCAGUACUACCGUCGCUAUGACGAUGAGGCGCUGCAGUUCAGCAGCUCGGUCAGCACCGACGUCAUGAAAGACCUGAGCAGUGAGGAGAUUCAACAAAUCUACCAGAACACCACGCUCAGUAAAGAGGAGAUCCAGGAGCGUCUGAGGAUCAUCGAGCUGUGCUCCAGAGAUCAGCACUUUGCCCACUUUGUGCGACAGACUCAAGUAUUCCUGGAGAGGAGAGGAAGCUCGACCACAUAAACAGCCCCCCCCCCCGAGUCGCCCAGCUCCAGAAUCCUGCCUUCACCUUUGACCCCUGGAGGAGGAGGAGGCCUCAACACUCCAGAUCCACUCGGCUGGAGGUGAAGGUGACGACACUGUAGGACUUUUGGGAGUUUCUUUUCUUUGGACAUUUUGAGCCUGUUUUCACGCUGAACUCUGACCUCUGCACGACCGCCUCCACCUCUUCCCUUUACCUGUGAUUUCCACCUGUAAACACUCACCUACUGCUGAGUACCUCUGUCUGACCUUUGACCUCCUCUGUGGUAUGAAACUCCUCUCUGCUGAAGGUUUGUUGCUGAUGAUGUGUCUCUGGACGAUCCUGUGAGGGAUCUCUGUUGUUGGUUCAUAUUUUCCCGUUCUACAUUUUCCUACUCGUUGUUCCCGGGGCCGCUCACAGCAGACAGCGCUCCUCCUCACUGUGCCUUCAUCGCUUUGUUAGCUUCUUUGGGACACGUGCAGAAACUCAGAGAUUAUAUCCACCAAUCAGCAGCUGACAGACAUGCAGGGCUCCGCCUCCUUCACAUCAAUGUUUACAUUUAUCAGUCAGAGCUGGAGUGUUAGCUCAUGAUAGCACAUGUGUAGCCUGUCAGUGUUAAAUACGUACGAUCUACCUAUCAGCUGUGGUCAUCAAACAAGGAACUCCUAUGGGUGCUAACAGUUAGCCACAGAAACCUGUAAAGCAACAUCAUUAAUACUUUCACUCUUCUGACCACUAACAAGACAUUUGAGGUGGAUUCGUACGAAUGUUUGGUGCUACCCAACACAGAGGCGUCAUGUUGUCUGUUUCAUGAUUGACAGAUCAUCUGGGAAGAUUCUUUUCAUGAGCUGCUUCCAUUAAAGGGUCAAAUGUUUGAGCUUGAAGUGUUUUGUUUCCACUAAAUAUUAUGUUGUUAAUGUUAGUCCUUACCACAAGUAUGAUCUUAUCUCUUUGAUCUCCAGAUUUUAACCCUCAUGCUAACCUGGUUCAGACCAAGAAGCCAUGUAACGGAUGAAUCAGAACCCAAAAUCAAACUUUAUUUACAGCCAAUAAAAAAACACUAUUUUUAUUCCUUUGUCUCUUUAACUUGAAUAUUUUAAACUCAACCAUCCUGAUUGUAGAUUAAUAUUCCAGUAGACAGACAGCUGAUAUUUGUUGUUCUAUGUUUAGAUGCUGUUUUUAUUCUGUUUUUUAGACCCCUCCCCCCUGGUUUUGACAUAAUCAGACGUCUCUCUCCCUAAAACAUGCCCGUCUGUCAAUAAUGGUCAAAUCAAAUGAUUGAUGUAUUCAUACAUUUCUAUCCUAUUCUAUUCUGUUCUAUAUGUCUGUGUGCAGGCCAGGGCUCUCUCUUCCUUUAUUGUCGUGUUUUUUUUAUUUUUUAUGUUUAAUUUCAACAACGAGACAAUAACAAGAACUGAUGACGUGUGAGUGACAGUCGCAUUUUUCUAAAAUAAAAUAACAUUAUUUUUUACACUAUCAUCCUGACUUUCCCAGUGAUCUGAUUGGUUUCAUCUGUGAUGGAUAUAACUGAGUAUCAUCUGCGUAACAAGAGAUAUUAAAGGAGGGUUUCCUGUUUAUAUAACAGACUGAAUGAACUGAUAAAUAUAACUGAGUAUCAUCUGCAUAACAAGAGAUAUUAUAGGAGGGUUUCCUGUUUAUAUAACAGAGUGAAUGAACUGAUAAAUAUAACUGAGUAUCGUCUGCAUAACAAGAAAUAUUAUAGGAGGGUUUCCUGUUUAUAUAACAGACUGAAUGAACUGAUAAAUAUAACUGAGUAUCAUCUGCAUAACAAGAGAUAUUAUAGGAGGGUUUCCUGUUUAUAACAGACUGAAUGAACUGAUAAAUAUAACUGAGUAUCGUCUGCAUAACAAGAGAUAUUAUAGGAGGGUUUCCUGUUUAUAUAACAGUGAAUGAACUGAUAAAUAUAACUGAGUAUCGUCUGCAUAACAAGAAAUAUUAUAGGAGGGUUUCCUGUUUAUAUAACAGACUGAAUGAACUGAUAAAUAUAACUGAGUAUCAUCUGCAUAACAAGAGAUAUUAUAGGAGGGUUUCCUGUUUAUAACAGACUGAAUGAACUGAUAAAUAUAACUGAGUAUCGUCUGCAUAACAAGAGAUAUUAUAGGAGGGUUUCCUGUAAUAAUGUAGUGUAAGGGUGGACUUAUUUGGCGUGCAGACAGGAUUGAAUGUUAACUUGUCUUGAUGAAGAUAAAUCUGAUAAAUAGGA
Messenger RNA from Labrus mixtus (cuckoo wrasse), 9080 nucleotides. RefSeq names its product interphotoreceptor matrix proteoglycan 2b (gene impg2b). The transcript has 21 exons. Gene Ontology annotation, molecular function: hyaluronic acid binding; heparin binding. Lineage: Eukaryota; Metazoa; Chordata; Actinopteri; Labriformes; Labridae. Gene Ontology annotation, biological process: visual perception. The record is from RefSeq and is a predicted model, not a curated record. Bases 925 to 6858 code for a protein of 1977 amino acids.